Messenger RNA from Didymodactylos carnosus, 294 nucleotides. The record is from the annotation of a GenBank genome assembly. NCBI's taxonomy places the organism in Eukaryota, Metazoa, Rotifera, Eurotatoria, Philodinida, Philodinidae.
AUGAUUGCAGUUUAUAACGAUCUUGCAAAAGUUCAUGAAAAUGAAGAACAAUAUCCAUUCGCUGUUCAAUAUUAUGAACAGAUUAUUGAUAUUCAACUCAAAGAAAAUCAUUCAUUUGUCUAUAAUAUGCACCAAGGUAACAAUAACACCUUGCUACAGCUUCGUUUAUCAUUAAAUUACUACCAGUAUCAUAUAUAUAUUUAACUUUUUUUAAUGUUGAAUUGCUUAUUGAAUAUCUUUAUUGUAUAGAUAUGCUGAUCCAAUAGCUAAAUAUACUUCCCAUAAACUUACAUC